This is a messenger RNA of Parathielavia appendiculata, 715 nucleotides long. RefSeq lists its product as uncharacterized. The record is from RefSeq and is a predicted model, not a curated record. Bases 237 to 677 code for a protein of 146 amino acids. NCBI's taxonomy places the organism in Eukaryota, Fungi, Ascomycota, Sordariomycetes, Sordariales, Chaetomiaceae. The transcript has a single exon.
CUCCCCACCACAUUGAGAUCCACUCACUCACCAAAAUAUCAUUUCACUCGUACUUGCGAGAGCAAAUCGACAUCAGUUCCACUUGGAAACAUGGGAGUAGAUCUUCCGCGCAACUAGCAUAAUCGGUCAGUUCUCCUAACGGCACGCUCCCAAGCCCUAAGCUCACCACCCAACAGAUCACUCAACACUAGCUCGACCACCAACGAGAGCAAGAUCGAUAUCAGAAGAACAACACCAUGACACCCCUCAAACAAGCCCUAACUCUCCACCUGCUCACCGAGGUGCCAGCAUCCCUAAGUUUCCUCCUGGCACCACACGCCCAGCUCCUUGGCGCCUCCCCAGAAGCGACCCUCAUCCUGCGCAACCUCGGCGGCCUGCUCAUGGCGACCAAUCUCGUCUGUCUCGCCGUGCUUCUCGCCAAGCCGCCCUCAGACGACCGACUCACGGCGCGGCUGUGUCUGUGUCUCGGGACGUACCACGUUUGGCCCAUUGCGCGGGCGUGGGUAAGGAUGCGGUUGCGUCGUGGCGCGCAUGAGGGUAGUGGUAGUGGUAGUGGUGGUGGUGGAGUAAGGGAAGAGAAAAAGGUGCUGGGUGGGCCGGUGGUGCAUUUUGUCGUGCAUGUGAUUUGUUUGCUUGCCAUGGUAGGGAGUGGAGGGAUGGUGUUGUUGAGAGAGUAAAAGUGGCUGGAGGGUAUUUUGCAUUGUAUAUCCAACCC